Messenger RNA from Drosophila erecta, 1518 nucleotides. RefSeq lists its product as uncharacterized. NCBI's taxonomy places the organism in Eukaryota, Metazoa, Arthropoda, Insecta, Diptera, Drosophilidae. The record is from RefSeq and is a predicted model, not a curated record. The transcript has a single exon. Bases 290 to 1039 code for a protein of 249 amino acids.
GUUUCAGUUUCGAGUCCGUGCAGUCGUGUUGACCGGAGUGAAAAGCGCAGUGGAAAAUUUGCAAAAAAGAAAAAAAAUCAUACAAAAUUACAAAUAACACAAAACAGAGAAAUUAGAAAUAGAGAAAAGUAAAUAAGCAAACAAGUGCAGUUUUGUUGGGAGAGAAGUGUGUGCGGCAAGGGGAGAUUAAUCCCUCGGACCUAGCAUAGAUACCUACAUUUUUGGUGGUCCCAAAAAAAGACGGUGUGCUGAAAACGCAGAGAAAGUAACACCCGAAGUAUCAACAACAAUGUCGACGUUACCCUUUUUGCUGAGCGUCGCCGACGAGCUGGACAACAUACACUCACAGUCCUACAUGGACGACUUUGGCCUGGGCUUCCAUCCGCACCGCCAGUACUAUCGCACACCCACCAUCCAGUUGUCCCUGCCCGCCAGCACCGACUGGACGGGAUCGGGUCGCGAUUGGUCCCAAACAGCGGGCAACAGGCACACUCGCUACCGCAGCUAUAAGUUCUACGAUGACUCCCAGAACAAUCUGGAGGAGGAGGAGCCGCCCGUGGAGGAUGCCCAGCCCGUUGAGCAGAUGAAGUUGCCACAGCAGUUGGUACAGCAGACCAGCCAAACGAUAUCGGAUCCCCAGCAGCCAACGAGUGCAACUGCCACUGCCGCCACUGCUCGCAAAGGACUGGGCAUGGUCAAUUCCCACUCGCACGAUGUGGGUGUUGGUGGAUUGGGUCUGAAUCUGAAAGCUGGCGAGGAUGAGGACGAUGAGAACAUCGAUCGCACGGUGCGCAUGUAUAAUUUGUCCAAGAAGUGCUGCAAGAACUACUAUCGGCACGCCUUGGAGACCGGACCCGGCGCCAGUGGCAAGGUCAAGUGCAGCAAUGCACGCUCCGAGAGCCACAAGUCCAGCUCCAGUUCGGAGGAGAGCCUCCAGAAGAUACCCUCGCCCAUUGAGUUCCUCACCUGCUUUCUGGUGAAGAAGUCGCGCACCCCCAAGGCCAAUGUGCCAGUGGGUCAGCCGCUGAAGAAGACAUAGAACUCGGCCCGGCUGCUGCCAGCAGCGAUGUCCACCAGGACCUCCACCAUCAGCUCCACGGCCACCAGUGGAGCCGUGACCAACGCAACCACGGACACGGAUACGACCACGUCGAAGCGGCGUAGCAACUGCUUCUGAAUGUUGGCCGGAGUCGGCGUCGUUUGUGGCCAGGCCUGGAGUUGGCUCCAGCGGUGCGGGGAGCUUCCCAACUCGGAACCCGCCUCGCUGCCCUCCACGCGUCUGGGCAGGAUCGCCUACUAGGCGGCCUACUACUCGACCGACUCCGAUUCGCAGUCAGGGGUGUAUACGAUAUAUUUGGCAUAUGAUUUUGCACUGGGAUAACCACUGGCUUGAUUGAAUUAUUGGAAUUUAUCGAAAUGGAUUCGGAAGGGCUACCGAUUUUGUUUUGCACUGGAAAUCAAAUUUGGUAAUGAAAACAGGGCAUUGUAAUCAAUUCUCCUAAAUUCCUUAAACCUAUU